Messenger RNA from Lentinula edodes (shiitake mushroom), 1698 nucleotides. RefSeq lists its product as uncharacterized. Bases 1 to 1698 code for a protein of 565 amino acids. Gene Ontology annotation, cellular component: cytoplasm. Gene Ontology annotation, biological process: sulfur amino acid metabolic process. Gene Ontology annotation, molecular function: sulfate adenylyltransferase (ATP) activity; ATP binding; adenylylsulfate kinase activity. The transcript is spliced from 10 exons. The record is from RefSeq and is a predicted model, not a curated record. NCBI's taxonomy places the organism in Eukaryota, Fungi, Basidiomycota, Agaricomycetes, Agaricales, Omphalotaceae.
AUGGCAAACAUUCCUCAUGGUGGUGUCUUGAAAGACUUGGUCGCUCGUGAUGCACAAAUAUCAUCCCGACUUCGUGAUGAGGCUGCUGAACUGCCUGAUAUUGUACUCACCGAGCGCCAGUUAUGUGAUCUCGAGCUUAUCACAAAUGGAGGAUUCAGUCCUCUCGAAGGAUUCAUGAAUGAAAAGGAUUAUAAAAGUGUUGUGGAUGACCUCCGAUUGGCUGAUGGCACACUGUUCCCCAUGCCUAUCACCCUCGACGUUUCAAAAGCAACAAUAGAUGAACUUAAGAUAGCUGCAGGAUCCCGGCUCGUCUUGCGAGAUCCUAGAGAUGAUGAAGCUCUUUCAAUACUUACAGUCGCGGAUGUAUAUAGACCCGAUCUCGUCAAAGAAGCAGAGAAAGUCUUUGGUGCUGACGAUCCUGCCCAUCCUUCUGUCGCUUACCUACGGAACCGUGUACAAGACUUUUACAUUGGAGGGACCGUUCAGGCCAUCCAAGCUCCUAACCACUUCGACUAUGUUGCAUUGCGAUAUACCCCCGCUGAGCUGCGAUCUCAUUUCAAGAAACUUGCUUGGAGGAAAGUCGUUGCUUUUCAGACCCGAAAUCCCAUGCAUCGUGCACACAGGGAACUUACUGUUCGUGCUGCCCGCCAACGACAAGCUAACGUCCUCAUUCACCCUGUUGUUGGCCUGACGAAACCUGGAGAUGUGGAUCAUUAUACUCGUGUUCGUGUCUAUGAAGCCAUCAUGGCAAAAUACCCCAAUGGCAUGGGCCACCUUGCUCUUCUACCGUUGGCAAUGCGGAUGGCAGGACCGAGAGAGGCAGUAUGGCACGCUAUCAUCCGUAAAAACUUUGGCGCCACUCAUUUUAUCGUUGGAAGAGAUCAUGCAGGACCUGGUAAAAAUUCUGAAGGCAAAGAUUUCUACGGUCCGUAUGAUGCACAAGAUUUAGUCACCAAGUACCACGAAGAGCUUGAAAUCGAGAUGGUACCAUUCCAACAAAUGACUUACUUACCUUCAACGGACGAAUAUCAGCCCGUAGACGAGGUACCGAAGGGCGUCCAAACCCUCGAUAUCUCUGGGACUGAGCUUCGCCGGCGUCUUAGGACCGGUGCCUCUAUUCCCGAUUGGUUCAGCUACGAUGCUGUAGUGAAAACCCUUCGCGAGAGCUACCCUCCACGAGAUAAACAAGGCUUUGUGAUCUUCCUCACUGGUUUAUACAAUUCCGGCAAGGAUACGAUUGCAAAGGCCUUGCAAGUUACUUUCAACCAACAAGGUGGACGCAGCGUGUCUCUUCUUCUUGGCGAAAAUGUACGAGACGAGUCAUCGAUAGAUAAAUCAUACACCUUGGAGGAACAACGCGAAAAUGCUCAGAGGAUUGCAUUCGUAUCCGCCGAACUAGCGCGCGCCGGUGCUGCUGUCAUCGCGGCUCCGGUUGCACCCCUUGAGUCAACCCGUCAGAGUGUUAAGAAUACUGUCUUACAUUCUGGAGGAGCAGGAGGCAACUUUUUCCUGAUUCAUGUGGCCACGCCAUUGGAACACUGUGAGAAGACUGACAGGAGAGGUAUCUAUGCUCGUGCGCGAAAAGGAGAUAUUAAAGGUUUCGUCGGUGUCGAUGCGACAUAUGAGAAGCCUGAGAGAGCAGAUUUGGUGGUUGAUGUAACGACACAAAGUAUACCAGGAAUCGUACACAGUGAGUGA